This is a messenger RNA of Penicillium malachiteum, 228 nucleotides long. RefSeq lists its product as uncharacterized. Lineage: Eukaryota; Fungi; Ascomycota; Eurotiomycetes; Eurotiales; Aspergillaceae. The record is from RefSeq and is a predicted model, not a curated record. The coding region runs from base 1 to 228 and encodes 75 amino acids. The transcript is spliced from 2 exons.
AUGUAUCCCGAAGACGAGGAUGCACUCUUGUCCAUCCAACUCCUCUGCUUCACUAUUUUCUGCGCAGUAUCCAGCUAUCUCCUAUGGCGAUACAUUAGUUUGAAGCCUAUGAAACAAGAUGAGGAGCAGCCUGUAUUCCUGGAUAUAAAUGCUCUUGGAGAUCGACCGAGGGUUCAAUAUUUCCCUUCUUACGGCCGUGAGAAUGCUGCGGCGCAUUCAGUUGUCUAG